Cryptotermes secundus is the source of this 2228-nucleotide messenger RNA. RefSeq names its product phospholipid phosphatase 5. The transcript has 7 exons. Lineage: Eukaryota; Metazoa; Arthropoda; Insecta; Blattodea; Kalotermitidae. The record is from RefSeq and is a predicted model, not a curated record. Bases 327 to 1145 code for a protein of 272 amino acids. Gene Ontology annotation, biological process: phospholipid metabolic process. Gene Ontology annotation, molecular function: phosphatidate phosphatase activity.
GGUGUGAACGAUAAUCUUGGCGCCAUACGCUGGGAAUUUCCUGAUGCUGACGUUGGUGCAUAUUUGAUCCGUUGUAUUGUUUGGUUUGUGGUGUGUUACAUAUGGAUCGAGUUUUAAGGUGUAAUGGAAAUAAUACUUGUAGUUAUAAGAAUUGAAUGAAAACGUAUUAUUUAAAAAAAAUGGAACAUAUACACAUCAAAAUUUGCGCUAGGUUUGGAGUUUGUUUUUGUGUUUUUAACCUCUAAACUUCGGAAGCUAGGUGCACACUGGGAACUGAAAAUGGUAUUGCGGAUGUGGGCAUCAGUUGUUUGAAAUUAUUCUUAUUAAUGAUGCCAAAUGUACGCGAUAUUGAAGGAAGUAUAUGGGUGGAAAUUUCAGUAAGAACACUCCUGGCUUUGAUUUUCAUUGAACUGGAAGGCGCAACGCCUUUUACGCGGAAGAUUCAGCCAGAUGAACUGUGGUUAUAUAAAAAUCCAAGGAGUGACAGUUAUGUUCCAACAAAUGUGUUGUGGCCUCUUGUAUUUGUUACCCCAACUGCAGUAAUCCUAUUAGUAUUUUUACUUCAAAAAGACAAGACAGAUGUUAGCCAAGCAAUUCUUGGCUGUUCUUUGGGAUUAUCAUUAAAUGGAGUAUUCACCAAUAUUAUGAAAUUAAUUGUGGGUCGGCCAAGACCUGAUUUCUUUUGGAGGUGUUUCCCCGAUGGAGAAGUGAACCCAGAGCUGAAGUGUACAGGCGAGGAGUCUGUCAUUAUUGAGGGGCGCAAGAGUUUCCCCAGUGGUCACUCUUCUUUUUCAUUUGUGAGCAUGGGAUUUAUCGCGUUUUAUCUGGCUGGAAAACUUCACAUUUUCAACUCCAUUGGUAGAGGCAAAUCAUGGCGUUUAUGUGCCUUCCUUCUUCCUCUAUCUGUGGCACUGGCUGUAGCAUUGAGUCGAACAUGUGAUUACCAUCAUCACUGGCAAGAUGUUCUUUGUGGCUCACUACUGGGUAUUUCAAUUUCUUACCUGUGCUACAGGCAGUAUUACCCUAGCCUCACAUCCAUUCACUCUCACAGACCAUAUGCAGCCAUAACACCUCACCUGGAACUGGAGACAGUCCAUAGCAGCCAGUCUUCUGUUCAAAACGAAGAGCAGAUAAAGUGGAUUUAAUCAGAAAGGUUAUUGUUUCAUCAGCUCUCAGAGUGAAUGAGGGUUGAAAAUGGAUACAAUGCAAGAGCUGCGAAGUAAAAAAUCGUAUAGAUGUCCAGUCAUGUUAAAAAACACUGAGGACAAUGUUUACACAAACAUUUUUCAAAGUAUUGAAUGCUAAAUAAAAGAAGAAAUAAAGGCAGUCCAAUUAAGUGGGAAGAAUGCUUUCUACUUGCAAACUGAUGUAAGUAUUUCGGAAUCUCAACAUGCAUUUACGACAUACCUAUUUCUACAUGACUUUGUAAUUUGGCGAAAGAAUAUACCUGACAAAGCAUUCAAAUGCCACUCCAUAACAGUUUUUAUGAAUUUUUGUGUUAUGUUCAGAUUCACUUUUAUUUUUAAUUUUUUUACUAAUGUGAAAACUGUGGACCAAGAAAGAAUGUACUGACACUUACUAGAUGUGACUGAAAGAGUUAGCCUAUGCCACUUGAAACAGCCUGGAACUGAGUGAGCUCUGAGGGAAUGCAUUUACAUAACACCACGGUGCUGGCACAACAAGUAUGGUCCAACAUUUGCAGUAGCAACUAGGGAAACUUGUAUGUCUGUCACGUAGCCAGCUACAGAGUUCUCUAGUUCUUUGUGUUUUUUUUUUCACUUCAUUUUAUUAAACUGGUCAUAGUUAAAGUGUAAUGUAAUGAAAAGUUGGGCUUCAGAGUUGUAUAUGUAUGGUGUUUAAUAGUGUUCAAUUGAGCACUUCUUUGAUAUAUUGGUGGCUAUGUUUUCAGUAUUUCUAAUUGCUGGUGUGCCAUGGAAGCCUAAGUUAUAAUGUCACUAUGUUGUUUUAUUUCAUAUAUGAGUAAAAUACACCAUUCCAGAUCAUUGUUAUUGUAAUUCAAAAACUUGGUUUCAAAGAUUUUUCUUAAUUUAUUCCUUGCCAUAAAAUGCUCUGAGCAUAAAGGUAGAUGAUUUAUUUUAAUUUUCUUGUACUGCUACUAAUGUGAUAUUUUAUGUACAGUAUUUCUUGUAUUUCCUGUGAUGCUUUUAUUGAGACUGAAUACUGUUUAAUGAUUAUUUAAUCUACAGAAAUAAAAAUAUAUCAUUAUG